CAUUGAACCGGAAGAACAAUAAAAUGUCAUGUUAUCAGUUUUAGUCAUAAAACAAGAUUUUCAACAGCUUAUAAGCUAAGAUACAAUAAUACAAAAAUGACGGAUAAAAUGUAUUUCGUUGUAGUUGUAUUCAUUUGUGUCACAGUUGUACACGCCGGGGAAUAUUGUACAAAGAGCAAUUAUGGACCAGUAUAUGACGACAGAAUUUACUGCUCAACGUCUUGUUGUGGAGAUAAAUAUAAGAAAUACUGCUGUAGCAGCGUUGCUGUACCAGGACUCAUUGUGCUUGGUGUUAUUGGACUUGUAGUACUGAUAGGGUCAGUGUUAGUGGCUGUAUUUUGUUGCUGUCGAAAAACUAGAGGACAUACGGGAUGGUUGUGUCAACCAGCGGGCGUAACAACUAUAGUACCGGUGUAUGGUGUGCAGACAACCGCUUUAGGGUAUGGACAAGUUGGAUAUACAAAUGUCGCGUUUCCGCAACAGAUACAGACAACACACAUGCCUGGCCCAGCAGAUAAUUCCCAGAAAUGGCAACAACCUCCAUACAAUACUGCCGUCACAAGCUAAAUCUUAUUCGUUAAAAAUGGUCAUUAUAAUGAUAAUGUCAUUGACUGCAUUUAAAGACGAUAUCAUAACAGUCAGUCAUACAUUUGCGUCAGAAGUAUAUUAUUAGUCCCCUAUCCUGUUACCAACAAGCUGUGUUACAAUUUUAUCGUGCCGACUUCCCUUUACUUCCAUCAUGCUAUAAUCGAAACAUUAUUGUAAAUUAACAAAGCUACUUACAGUGCAGUCUGGAAUCCUGCAAUCAUUUGUUUGGUCAUCAUAUUUUUAUAGUUGAUUAACACCAGCAAUAAAAUGCACAAUGACCUGUAUUUUGACUAAAUUACAAAACACAAAAGCUCAUUUACAAAUGUUAUAAACUGGUUUAGAUAAGAAAUUCUGUUCCAUCCUUUCAAAAAUCACUAGAUUUGAUGAUGUCAGAAGUGUGUUAGAACUUCGGCUUUCAUCCCGUUUCCUGUUAAAUCCUUUAUCGUGCAUGUAGAUAAAUGAUAAAACAAUAAACUGCUGAAUAUCAAA
Mercenaria mercenaria is the source of this 1077-nucleotide messenger RNA. RefSeq lists its product as uncharacterized. Lineage: Eukaryota; Metazoa; Mollusca; Bivalvia; Venerida; Veneridae. Bases 97 to 567 code for a protein of 156 amino acids. The transcript has 4 exons. The record is from RefSeq and is a predicted model, not a curated record.